Molecule: messenger RNA, 2523 nt
Organism: Herpailurus yagouaroundi (jaguarundi)
Lineage: Eukaryota; Metazoa; Chordata; Mammalia; Carnivora; Felidae
Gene: ACOXL
Product: acyl-CoA oxidase like
Biological process (GO): lipid homeostasis; fatty acid beta-oxidation using acyl-CoA oxidase
Cellular component (GO): peroxisome
Molecular function (GO): acyl-CoA oxidase activity; FAD binding; fatty acid binding
Source: RefSeq, a predicted model, not a curated record
CCCCUGCAGACCACGUGUACCAUAACGUUCAACCAAAAGCGUCCUUUGUGUGACCAACAGUGUCACCACAGCUGGAAGCACAAAGCCCAACAAGCUAGCAGACUCCACCAUUCCAUGGGCAGGGCACAGCCCUAGGAGGGCGUCAAGGCCUGCUUAUGCCUGUCGACCACAGAUCUAGCCAUCCUCCAAUACACUUAGUAAGUGGUGCUGCCCGCCCAUUUCUGUUUUCUCAACCAACCUCUCUUGUGUCACUUCAGCCUCAGCACCUCUUAUUCGCACCCCCCAAAAUAAUCCUCUUUGUUUUAGAUUUCAAGUCCCCUUUCUAAGCCAGAUGCCGUCCUGGAGGCUGGGAUCACAAUGAUAGCCUGGAGCUAUGAGGAGCCACUCCUCGGGCUGAGCUGGUGUGGCACCCUCAGAGUCCUGGUGGGCAAGGUCGAGGCAGCAGCAGUCUCUGGCACGCAUACCUUUACCUAGUGAGGGAGCAUGUCUGAGUUUGUUGAAAGUUCCUAUCUUUUGUCUUGGGUGGUUGUACCUGUUCCUGUCUUCCGCUCAUUUGGUCAUAUAUCUCCUUUCACUUCCUUCCUGCUCCCUUCCGACCCUUUCCUCCUUACGUCCCCUUCCUGCUCCCUCCCUCCUGGGGACUUCCUCUCUCAGCCCACACACACCCCACUUCUCAGCGGAUCCUGCAGAGAGACCCGGUUGUUGCUCCCCUGCCUUCUCACUGCCCCGGCAGCCCGUCCUGACAGAACCAAGGAAAGGUAUGAUUUAAGUCUGGAUGAAACGGGAGCUUUGACAUUUCAGAGAGUGCAGUUUGUCAUGGGUCUACCUCUGUUAAAACGUGCAAUUCAGGAACAGGCAGAGAACACAAAGAAUUUUGUCAGUCGGAGCCUGGCCAUAGGAGAAGUCCUCUCCAUGGCGGACAUGGCCACAGGAGUAAAGCGUGGAAUAAUUUACUGGCUAUUUGGUGGCACAGUCAGGAAUCUUGGAAGCCCGGGACAUGUGACUAAGUGGCUUCAGCCACUCCAGGGGCAGAAAUACACUGGGAUGUUCGCAGUGACCGAGAGGGGCCGCGGGAGCGACGUGAGAGGGAUCCAGACCCAAGCCACCUUUGACCUCUCUGUGCAGGAGUUCGUAAUUGACACGCCGUGUGAAAAUGCUGAGAAGAUGUUCGUCGGAAACGCGACGCAUGGGAAUUACGCGGCCGUGUUUGCUCAGCUCAUCAUAAAUGGAAGGUCUCAAGGGCCCCACUGUUGCAUUGUUCCUGUCCGCGAUGAAAACGGAAGCUUGUACCCAGGAGUGACGGCCGUUGAUAUGAUGUACAAAGAAGGCCUGCGUGGUGUGGAUAAUGGGAUUUUAAUAUUCAACGAGGUUCGGAUUCCAAGGGAGAACCUUCUGGAUAAGUUUGGCUCUGUGGCUCCAGAUGGGCGGUCCCCUUCCCCUAUUAAGAACAAGAGUGCAAGAUUCAACGGGAUGCUGGCAGCGCUGACCCCUUCAAGGUUAGCUGUGACUUUCCAAGCUAUGGGUGCCACGAAGCUUGGACUGACGAUAGCCAUCCGCUAUAGUCACAGCCAGAGGCAGUUUGGGCCUAAAGCCAAGAAAGAAGUCAAGAUCAUUGAGCACCAAACACAGACCCUUCCGCUGAUGCCUCACCUGGCCACAGCCUUGGCCUUGACCUUCGCCAGCAGGUCUGCCGGGGGCCUCCUGGACAAGGACGUCUUCCGUGGGAAGGAGCUCGUGGACAGUCGCCCCUUGCAGGCUCUGGUGGCGGGGCUGAAGGCCUACAGUACGUGGGAGAACGUCGGCUGACUGCAGGACUGCCCCGAGUGCACAGGAGGCAUGGUUGUGGUGCGGGAACUGCUGGCUCGAUAUACCAAACAGCAUCAAGAGAAGCCACUCUCCCCCUUCUUCCGAGACUGGGCUGAGUCUGGGAGUGACAAGCUGAGAACCAGUUUCUUGGCAUUUGAUGUGGACACAGUCGGUAAUCUCGCCUUUCUGUUGAAAGCAGUGAAUUUUCGCGAAAGGGCUCUUCGCCGGAGUUUGGUGGCCAGAAUUCAUUACAAGGUAAAGAUACGUAAGGAGGACUUGUUCAGUGCCUGGAACUCGUGUCUUCGUCAUGUUGCCUCCCUGUCUCUGGCACGCAUUCACAGAGUUACUCUAGAGCAGUUCUGGCUGGCAGUGAGGAGCUGUCCUGAGCAAGAGGACCAGGCUUUGUUAAUGAAGUUUUGUCUGUUAUAUGGAACCAAGCUGGUGUUUCAGGAGUGAGCCUGGUAUCUAGAACAUAAAUAUUUGACUCCCACGGCCAGCACGAGGAUUAGGAGUCAGUUACUGGAUUUGUGCGACUCGGUGAAGGAUGAUGCCCUGAGGGUGAUCUCCGCCUUUAACAUUCCACACACCUCCCUCCACGCACCAGUCGCCGGAAUCACCAAUGCGCAGGCGGCCUGGGCCUUCUACCCUGCACGGCCACAACCCCAGGCCCGAGAAGGGGCGCGCUCUCAGCGGCCCAAGCUGGGAGCCAAGUUAUAG